AUUGAACCACUGUAGUAGUUUGAAUUACUAGUUCUACUCUUAUCAUUGUGAAACAAAUUGCCCAAUUGUUCGAGAUAUUCAACAUGAGAUUUUUAUCCAAAGAUUGGGUGGUUUCAUGGGCACUAUUACUUCUUGUGUCAUGCACAACAUUCUCAUCAGCUUCUUUGGGGAAACCUGAGAACAAAAUAAAAACAUCUGUUUUUCUAUCACCAAAGAUUGAGCUAGGUCCAGGGUUAGUUUCAAACAAAAAUUAUUUUGAUGUUGACUUUCCAAGAGGCCAUAUUGCAAUCAAGAGUUUCAAUGCUGAAUUAGUUGAUGAGGCAGGGAAAUCAGUACCACUCCAAGAAGUAUAUCUCCACCAUUGGGUUAUAGUAAGAUACCAUCAACCCAAAAAUGUGUCACAAAAUAAUCAAACAGAUAAUAUUGUUAUAGUGAGAAACAGUGGCUUUUGCCAAGAUGGUUUUCUUGUCCAAUAUUUUGGGCUAGGAUCAGAAACAAGAGGAACUGCCACUGAUAUUCCAGACCCUUUUGGAAUAGAAGUUGGAAACCCUUCAGAAAUUCCCUAUGGAUUUGAAGAGAAAUGGUUGAUCAAUGUGCAUGCCAUUGACACAAGGGGUGGUGUGGAAGAUAGGCUGGGGUGCAUUGAGUGUAGGUGUGACCUUUAUAAUGUCACAAAGGAUGCAGAUGGUAACCCUUUGAGUCCAUAUUAUAAGGGAGGUUUGGAUUGUUGCCCUGAUAAUAGCACGUGCAGGUUGAACAAAGGCUUCAAGGGUCCUAAGAGAACCCUAAACCUUAAAUACACAGUGAAGUGGUUCAGUUGGGACAACUGUGUGGUGCCCCUUAAGAUUUAUAUACUUGAUGUGACUGAUGUUUUGAACGUGUCCAAAGGAGUGAGUCCAAAGCAUAAUUGCAAGGUUGAAUAUCAGGUUGAACCUUGCAGCAAAGGCUACAAUAGUAGUGCUUGCAUUGAUGUCAGAAAGACAAGCUUCCCUAUGCAAACUGGUGGAUAUGUCAUCUAUGGUGUUGGUCAUCAGCAUGUUGGUGCAAAUGAAUCAACUCUAUACGGACAGGAUGGGGGAGUUAUUUGUUCUUCAAUACCAAAAUAUGGAAAUGGAAACGAAGCAGGGAAUGAGAAAGGGUAUGUUGUAGGAAUGUCUACAUGUUACCCUCGACGAGGUACUAUCAAAAUAAAAGAUGGUGAAACCCUAACUCUAGAGAUUAUCUACAGCAACAACCAAAGCCACAGUGGAGUAAUGGGGCUUUUCUACAUCUUGGUGGCUGAACAACUGCCACACCAACACCUCCUUUGACAUUAUUAUGUGUCCUAAGUAAAUUCAUCUUGGAAUGGAUCCAAGAGACUAUUAUAUUAUAUGAUAUCUAUAUGAGCAAAUGAAUAUGUUGUGAUGAAAAAUAAAGCCAGCACUGAGAGUCUUGUAAUAAUAGGAAAGCAUUAAUUUAUUAUACUAUAGUCACAUAUCUUUAGAUAAUAUCCUGUCAACAUAUUUUUCACGACGAAUCGGAUUAAUUAAGAUCAACUGGUUCUUUUCUGUAA
Molecule: messenger RNA, 1552 nt
Organism: Glycine soja
Lineage: Eukaryota; Viridiplantae; Streptophyta; Magnoliopsida; Fabales; Fabaceae
Exons: 4
Coding region: 84-1310 (408 amino acids)
Source: RefSeq, a predicted model, not a curated record